AUGGUACGCGGCAAGCAGCGCCGCUCGCGGUCCGGUUACACGCAGGCUGAGAGAGAUGCGGCGCCUGAGUGGCUUCGACGGCUCAUGAUCCUUGCAGAUCACAACGCCAAUGUCCCCAACGGUUCUCAACGCUUCAAAGAGUUGCAGAAAGAAGUGGUGGAGAUGGCGCCCGAAGAUGUGAAGGACGACAUCAGGAACUUACCCUUCCUAGCCAAAACCAAGGGCAUUCAUGGCGUGGCAGCUGAUGAGAUCAUUCGUCGCGUCAUGCUGCUCGCGGCAGAGGAGGAAGCAAAGCAGGCAAAGCAGGCCGUUGCAAGGCCCAGUGACGCCUUAACGUCGUUGGUGGAAGAGAAAGUGCGUGCAGAGAUGCGCGUCCAAGAGCAAGACAAGCACCUUGCAGAAAAGGACGAGGAGAUCGGGAGGCUUCAUGAUCAAAUCUAUGGCCUUCAGGUGGAGCUCAAGAAAGUGAAGGGCCUUUUGAGUGAAGCUCAAGAUGAGCUUCAGAAGAGGUGGUCCAGGCAGAGGAACGUCGAAGAGCAGAUGUCACGCGAGAAGGCGAAGUCGCUCGAUCAGCGGGAGCGCAUGCGAGCAGCCAAGAAGAAGAUGGACGAGGAACAUCAAGAGCGACAUAUGGAAGAUCUUCGCGCUGCAGCUCGACCCCCGGUGGCCGCAGCUCCAUUGGAGCUGAACAUCAGGUGCAUCCCACCUGAAGGUGGCUUCGUCACACCCAUCUUCGCUCCCUUGGACGAUGUUCCAAGACCGGCCCUUCCGGACCUUAGGAUUCAUCGCAUGAUCGAUGAGAUUCGCAAGUGGAUGCCCUUCACACCCUCCUCCAAGGUGGUCUGCUUGGGCGUCACUUACGACUGCAAUGAGGAGGCGGCCAGGGAGGAAUUCUUGGAGGACUUCCGCUCGCGCGUCCUUCUGACCUAUCGUUCCGGCCUGGAGCCUCCCUUGCAGCUGGCGGCUGGUGGCACAACGGCCUCUGAUUCAGGCUGGGGCUGCAUGCUGCGAGUGACGCAGAUGAUGCUUGCCCAGUGCUUCGUCUCCCUGACCUUAGGACGCGACUGGCGUUUCAGGGAGGAGGAUCUGAAAGAAGGCUCCACCUACUUGCGUGUCGCCAGCUGCUUCCUGGACACGCCCGAGGCCUCCUUUUCCCUGCAUCGCCUCGUGGAAAUGGGGCAGCGCAUCCUGGGCAAGGAGCCUUCGUCGUGGUUUGGCCCCACGUCGGCCGCUCAAGCCGUGGGGCACCUGUUUGAGGCCUCCAAGGUGGCUGGUCCCGACUUUCUGAAAACCGUCGGCUGUGCGGUCUUUGUGGAUGGGCCCAUCUACAAGGCGAGUGUGAUGGAGCAUUUCGACAAUGGGUGCACAUCAGUGAUCCUCUUCGUCUGCCGACGCUUGGGCUUGGAAAGCUGCAAUUUGGACGAGUAUCAGCAAGGUCUGGAUAGCUGCUUUCGACUUCCCGAAUUCCAGGGUUUGGCAAGUGGCAACAGUUCCUCGUCAGCCCAUUUCUUUGUGGCGACGCACGGCGAAGAGAGUUUGCUCUUUCUGGACCCACACGUCACCCACCCCGCGUUGCAGAAGCCUGCGGAUGUGAUCGCUUCGGGAGGCUUGCGGGCUGAACGGCCCUUGCGGCUGCCAUGGACGAGCUUAAAUCCCUCCAUCUGUGUUGCAUUCCUGGUCCGGUCGAAGAGCGAGUUCAGCUCUCUUUGCGAUCGCCUUUGUGAAGGACCACGGGAGCAGGUCUUUGAAGUGCUCGAAAGGCAGCCCACCUACAACGGCAGCUUCGAUGACCUUUUGGAGGCAGAUGAUUUGGUUAGUGCCGUGAUGCGUCGAAGGCAGUUGGUGAUGCCGGACGAGAGCGGCCCGGGUUCGCCGGGUCUUGGUUUUAUGCGUCACGGCCUCGGGUCUCUUCGCUUUCACGCUCGGAUGCGGAGGGCCGAAGCUGAUCCCAAGGUGCUGCCAUCCAUAGCCUUGGAGGUGGAGCCAGAGCGAAGGUGGCGAGAGCAAUGCAUCAUACCCGACAUGACCACAGAGGUGCAGAAUUCCAUCCUGGCCUUUGAGAGCCAAGAGUGGCCCUGCCGUGGUGGAGACAAACACUGGAGCCUCGGUUCGAAAACGGGGCAGUGGCAAUUGUCAAUCUCAUCUCUGGACGAGAUGCCGGUGUCGGCUGAUGGCUUUUGCUUCAAUACUGCAGUUGCCGCCUGCAAAACUUCUUGGAGGGCCAUGUUGGGGCUCAUGCUGCGUCCCGCGGCGCAACCUGACACGGUCAGCUUAAAUGUGGCCAUGAUGUCCUGUGACCGAGCGGACCAGUGGCUCUUGGCGAUGCUUUUGCUUCAGGAAGUUCGCACUGUGCAGCCAGAUGCCAUCACCGUGACUGCCGCCGUGCAGGCUGCCAGCAAGAGCGGCCCAGCUUUGGCUCUCCAAGUCUUGCGUCGGUCAGGAGUGGAAUUAGACCAGGUCGCCGUGGGAGCAGCUGUGAAUGCUUGCUCACAGCACAGCUGGUCUUGGGGCCUUGCCGCUUUGAGUACCGCUGCGGCCUUGGCCCUCCAACAUGGCAUCUCUGCCCUCAAUGCCGCCAUGAGCAUCUCUCCCUGGAGACGUGCCCUGGAACUGCUCUCGCCGAGCACGAAGCCCUGCGGCGUGCGGCGCGACGGGGUGAGCUUCAAUGCGGCGGCGGAAGGGCGUUUGAAAGACACCACAGCUGAAGCGCAUUCGGCCUGGCGCCUCAUCUGGGCUUUGAUGGAUGAGAUGUCAGAACAGGCCUUGCAGACAGAUGUGAUCAGCUUCGAUGCCGCCAUGACCGCAGACCGCCGCUGGGAACACCUCGCGGAGGUCUGGAGAAGCGUGGCGCUGGCAGAUCUGAAGACUGAUGUCAAGCUGCACAGUCACCUCAUCGAGGAAGGAACGGGAGGUGAUUGGCAGCGGAUGGUGGAACAAAUGCAGCGGAUGCACUCCUCCGCUGUCCUCCCAGAUCAAGUCUGGCGUGGAAAUGCCAUCAGCAGUUGUCGUGCCGAUUGGACUGUUGCCCUGUCUGUGGCGGCGCGUGCGACGGGCCUGGCCGGUCCCACUCUGAACGCCCGGUGCCUGGCCCCCUUGCUCGAUGCCUGUGCUUCCAGCGGAGCUUGGGAGGCAGCCGUGGCGCUGCUUCAAGGAGCUCUCCAAGAACAUGCAGAUGUCGACACCUUCUGCUACAACACAUUGAUGACCGUCUUGUCCAAAGCGUCGCAGUGGCGCUGGGCACUGGACGUCUUCAGCCAACGUGCUGCGCGGAACCUGGUGAGCUUCAAUGCCGCGCUGGAGGCGUGCCGCGUGGGUGGCUCGUGGCCCAGUGCCCUGCAGCUCUUGCAGACCAUGCAGCAUUGUCGGCUACGAGGAGACGUGAUCAGCCAUGCUGCAGUGGUGAGCGUGUGUGAGCGAGCGAGGCAGUGGGAGCCGACCUUGCGGUCUUUACAUGCGCUGCCGGCUGGACCUUGGGAUGAGACGAUCGCUCGGCUGGCCACCCUGCGUGCCGCGUCGACCUCGAGACCACUCGCGUCGAGCGCGAUCACAGCGAUCGGCACGUGCCGUGGUGCUGCCUGGCCACAGGCCUUGCAGAUCUUACAGCUGCUCCUCGACCACAAGACCUACGGUGCUGCGGCCUUUGCUUGCAGCAGCGCGGUGUGGGAGACUUCCCUGGCUUUGUUGGCUGGUGUCAUGGUGCGACGGAUGGAAGUGGGUAUUGAGAUGAGAAAUGCAGCCUUCAUGGGUUGUGCUGCCUUGGCCAUGUGGCAGCAUGCCAUCGCUGGCCUUUCAGAGCCCAGUGUGGUGAGCUUCAACCUCCUGCUCAAUGCGUGUGAGGGGGCAGCGCAGUGGAAGCUGGCCAUUGAGAUCAUGUGCAUGAUGUCACUGACCCGGCUCAGACCGAGCGCCGCAAGUCAUCGAGCUCUUUGUGAAAGCUGCCGUGGCCAUUGGCAGCAUGCUUUGACCACACAUCAUGCGCCGGUGUGGGCGCACGAGAAAGGUGGACAGCACCGCGUCGUGGCACAGAUGCUGGAAGACAUUCAGGAGGAUGCGGUCACCCGUUGGACCGGGCGACGCAAACGCGGCCAGUAG
This is a messenger RNA of Durusdinium trenchii, 4092 nucleotides long. The record is from the annotation of a GenBank genome assembly. NCBI's taxonomy places the organism in Eukaryota, Dinophyceae, Suessiales, Symbiodiniaceae.